AGUGUAGGGUGUCAGAGGCUGGACUGCAGUCAACAUUACAAAUGUAAGGGGAGGACAAAUCAAGAGGCUAUCAGAAGAGUCAACACACGAGGAAGAAGACCACCACUGAUUAAGCGGGUGUUCCUAAGGACUGACUGUGGAUCAGCUGUCCAGAUGAGAGAGUGGAGUGAGUCGGAGAUGACCAUGUCUGCCGGUGGUUACCUCUCCGCCUUUGAUGGAUACGGCAUCUCCGAGCCUCUGCAGUACUACGAUGUGCUGGGGGACCCUUUGGGCUACUCUUUCCAGGAGCCAGACCUACAGGGCCUAGCCUUCAGCCAACAGCAGUACAGCCCCGUCAACCUGCAAUUCUCUGUCUACGAACCACCGUCCUCCCAGCCAUGCCACCCACCCUACACCCACCCCUACAGUCCCCACUGCCUGGAGGCUCCCUGCGAGCCCAGCCCGGAGCCCCAGUGUGGAGGCCUGGGGAAGGGGGGUGGCGGAGGUCUGCCCCUGGUCAAGAGGACCAGGCUGGGCCCUGGAGGGCGGGUGAGGGGCCUGGAUGAGCUUUGUGUGGUGUGUGGAGACAAAGCCUCUGGCUACCAUUACAAUGCCCUCACCUGUGAAGGCUGCAAAGGUUUUUUCCGAAGGAGUGUGACAAAGAAAGCAGUGUACCGGUGUAAAAGUGGCGGAGGCUGUGAGAUGGAUAUGUACAUGCGGAGGAAGUGCCAGGACUGCCGCCUGCGGAAAUGUCGUGCUGUGGGCAUGCUAGACGAAUGUCUGCUGACCGAGGUGCAGUGCCAGUCAAAGAGGCUGAGGAAGGGAGCCAAGCACAGAGGAGGAGGGCCUGAGGAGGAGGAGAACAUGGAGAGCAGGAGCGUCAGCUCCACCAACAGGCUGCUUGGACAGGUGGUGUCUGCAAAUCUGUCAAGAGAACAGAAUCAUGUGCUGGACAGGAUGGUGGAGGCUCUUCGGCAGUACAGGGCGCAGUACACUGUACACUGUAGGGUGUUUGAGUGGACUUGUACAGAGGAUGGUGGAGACAGACUAAUGGACGUGGCCUCCCCUCCCUCUCAGAGGCUGCUGCAGUUUGCCAAGAGUGUACCUGGCUUUGAGCUCCUGAACUGCUCGGACCAGAGCACCCUCCUCUCUAGUUCCUCUGUAGAAGUCAUGUUUCUGCUCUCAGCGCAGCAGUUCACCCAAAACCCGGCAGCCUAUAGUCCAGCAAUAGAGCCUUUCAACAUCUCAACUCAUCAUUGGCUGAAAACCUUGGAGUCCAAGGAAAACAUUCAUAGUGGGACUGGCCCUCUAAACCCAGGAGUCAACGAGGACCCGCUUGGACCGGUGAUCAACUUCUUCCACAGCAUGGCAGCAUUGGGGGUGACCGAGGCUGAAUAUGCCCUGCUCACUGCUACAGUACUGCUAUGCUCAGCAGACGAAGCGUCGCUGCGGGCGGUUGCGUGUGUGGAGAGCUUACAGGAGCUGAUCCUCGAGCUGCUGUCCAGGGUGUGCGGAGCCUGGUGUGGAGCCCAGGGCCCUCAGGGAGCCCAGCGCUUCGCUCGCCUGUUGGGGAGACUCACGGAGCUGCGCACGCUACAACACAACCACCUCACCCUGCUCCGACAGCAGCCCUGACACAGAACCCAAACCGGCUGCGCACGUGCGCUAUCGUGCAUACAUUUAUUUUGCCCCCCCACACCAAACGCGAUCACGACACGCAGGUUAAAAUAUCAAAACAAACUCUGAACCAAUUACAUUAAUUUGGGGACAGGUCGAAAAGCAUUAAACAUGUAUGGCAAUUUAGCUAGUUAGCUUGCACUUGCUAGCUAAUGUUAAUUUGCCCUAUUUAGCUAGCUUGCUGUUGCUAGCUAAUUUGUCCUGGGAUAUAAACAUUGAGUUGUUAUUUUACCUGAAAUGCACAAGGACCUCUACUCCGACAAUUAAUCCACACAUAAAAACGGCCAACCGAAUCGUUUCUAGUCAUCUCUCCUCCUUCCAGGCUUUUUCAUCGUUUAACUUAUAUGGUGAUCGCAUCUAAACUUUCAUUGUAUUACCAUGACUACCGGCAAAACAGUUUGUCUUUCAAUCACCCACGUGGGUAUAACCAAUGAGGAGAUGGCACGUGGGUGUAACAGUAUAACUUUACACCGUCCCCUCGCCCCGACACGGGCGCGAACCAGGGACCCUCUGCACACAUCGACAACAGUCACCCACGAAGCACGGUCGUUACCCAUCGCUCCACAAAAGCCGCGGCUCUUGCAGAGCAAGGGGCAACCCUACUUAAAGUCUCAGAGCAAGUGACGUAACUGAUUGAAAUGCUACUAGCGCGUACCCGCUAACUAGCUAGCCAUUUCACAUCCGUUACACUCACCCCCCUUUCAACCUCCUCCUUUUCCGCAGCAACCAGUGAUCCGGGUCAACAGCAUCAAUGUAACAGUAUAACUUUACACCGUCCCCUCGCCCCGACACGGGAGCGAACCAGGGACCCUCUGCACACAUCGACAACAGUCACCCACGAAGCACGGUCGUUACCCAUCGCUCCACAAAAGCCGCGGCUCUUGCAGAGCAAGGGGCAACCCUACUUAAAGUCUCAGAGCAAGUGACGUAACUGAUUGAAAUGCUACUAGCGCGUACCCGCUAACUAGCUAGCCAUUUCACAUCCGUUACAUGGGUACCUGCUUCAAUAAACCAAUGAGGAGAUGGGAGAGGCAGGACUUGCAGCGCGAUCUGCGUCAGAAAUAGGAAUGAGUUCUAUUUUAGCCCUUGGCGUCGCAGACGCUCGUUGGCGCAUGCGAGCAGUGUGGGUGCAAUAAUUGAAUAACAUGGAUUUCAAAAUGUAUUUUGCGAUGCUCGCGCACGCGACGUUUCCGGUCUGGUCAGCAUGUGGGACAGUCAGACCUGAGACAGACAGCCCUGAGACAGACACUGAGCACGGAGAGACAGUGAUACAAAUAGUUUAACUAAAGACUUAGUUAAAUAGUUCAAAUAAACACUUAAUUUUGUAUGUUUUCUCGAAUUUGUACCCAAAAAAUGUAAGUAACACUAUUGGCCAUUUAUGAUUAUGCUGUUUAUCAUAAAAAUACCAUUAUUUUGAGUGACUGGUUUUUACUGUAAGGUUUAAAGUCACAGACCAGUAUUAAACCAAUAUGAGUUUUAUUAUAUGGAGUACACAGAUGUAUUAAAAAAAGUAUUUUAUCAUACCUUGGCA
Salvelinus fontinalis (brook trout) is the source of this 3187-nucleotide messenger RNA. RefSeq names its product bile acid receptor-like. Lineage: Eukaryota; Metazoa; Chordata; Actinopteri; Salmoniformes; Salmonidae. Bases 154 to 1614 code for a protein of 486 amino acids. Gene Ontology annotation, molecular function: nuclear receptor activity; zinc ion binding; RNA polymerase II cis-regulatory region sequence-specific DNA binding. The record is from RefSeq and is a predicted model, not a curated record. The transcript is spliced from 11 exons. Gene Ontology annotation, biological process: negative regulation of transcription by RNA polymerase II; bile acid signaling pathway; positive regulation of transcription by RNA polymerase II.